GCUAGGACCUAGGCCUACACGAAAGUAUAGUUGUUACAUCAUCACUAAAAAACUGUCAGUAUCCUCAAUUUUUCUCUGAAAUGAAUAAGUUUGUGGAUUUCAUGGUGAGGUCAUCUAAAACCACAUAGCAGCAUGGAUGCUACAUCAGAUGCCGAGUUGGCUCGUCUGCUGCAGUUCCAAUUUGAUAGUGAAACUGCUACAGAGAUAGCUGUUAUUGAGCCAGCAUCAACAACAAACGAUAGACGCUCCUCUGGUACCAAACCCAUUGGCAUUGUAGACGAGAGAUGGGAGCUUAUUGACCCCAACCCAGAUGUGAGAGCCCUCUUCCUGCAGUUCAAUGAUCAGUUUUUCUGGGGUCGGCUGGCUGGUGUAGAGGUCAGAUGGAGUCCUAGGAUGACAUUAUGUGCAGGAGUUUGCUGUUAUGAAGGAUAUGGUGGUCUGUGUUCUGUUCGUCUCAGCCAGCCUUUGCUGAAACUCAGACCAAGAAAAGAUCUUGUUGAAACUCUGCUGCAUGAAAUGAUCCAUGCAUAUCUGUUUGUUACACAGAACAACAAGGACCAUGAUGGUCACGGGCCUGAAUUCUGCAAGCACAUGAAUAGAAUCAAUGCAGCUACUGGUACCCAUAUUAGUAUCUACCACACUUUCCAUGAUGAGGUGGAUUCCUAUCGCCAACACUGGUGGCGCUGUGACGGUCCUUGCCGGCAACGGAAACCUUACUUUGGCUAUGUUAAGCGAUCAAUGAACAGGGCGCCCUCUCCGAGGGACCCUUGGUGGGGUGAACACCAGCGCUCCUGUGGGGGAACUUACACCAAGGUCAAGGAACCUGAGGGGUAUGGACAGAAGAAAGGGGGAAAGAAGGGACAAGGAGAGAGCAGUGAGGAGGCCAGUACUAAAGAUCAGCAAGGGAUCAAAACGAAAGACAUCAGGAGUUUCAUCCCUUUCUCUGGAAAAGGGCAUUCCCUGGGAAAUCCUACAACUUCAUCUUCAAACAACUCAUCAUCCACCUCUUCAUCCGGUUCUUCUGUGAGUGAUAAACAUGUAGAACAGCCUAAAGAGCGAAAGAAAUCAUCAGAGAGUAAAGAUAUAUCAUCGUUCUUCACCAAGAAGUGGUCAGAUGAUCCUGCCAACACAACCAAGUCUUCAUCCAGCAGCUCCGGUCCUCCAUCACAUCCAAACAAUUCUUCAGCUGUCGGUGGUUUUCAAAAGAAGCCUAGAUUCACACCUGUUGUUGCAACAGCCAGUGGUCGUGUCGUGAGUGAUUCUGAUUAUGCUGGCACAGCCGAAGGGAAAACAUGCAAUUCUGGUCAGACUAUGAAGGGCAAAGGAUCCAUUCCAAAUAGAACUGGAAAGUUUAUACCAGUCGUAUCUGCAGUGGGAAGGAAAGAAGGCGUUCAUUCUUCAAAGAAUUUGGGGGAUACUUUGUCUUCCAGCAAAAGUCUAGUUGGGUCAGAUAUCAGACGACGUGGCGGGGAACAGAACAAUACUUCUGAAUUCUUGGGCAAAAAAGCAAUAUCAUCAGCCAAGAAAGGUGAUGGAGAAAGGACUCCCAUCAACAGUGUUCAGGUAGUAAGGACACGGGAUAGGAUAGGUGGAGGAUCAAGUGAGGGAAAGAGGAAGAAACGGGCAAGACUUGUGGAUCUGCAAGCCAUGUUUGAUAGUGAUUCUGAUGAUGACGAAGCAAUGAAUAGGUCUUCCAAAUGUCCCAGAGUUUCUCAUGGAAAUAGUUAUGAUGAAGACAGUGAUGCAAUUAUUGUUGAGGAUGGGGUGUCUUCAAGAACAAAUAGUGGUUCCAACAAAGAGAACAGUCCUUCACUCCACAAUGACAGAGGGGGUAUCUAUAUCCAAGGAGACAGUGAUGAUGAUGAUGAUGUUAUUGCUCAGCCAAUAGGUUCAGGAAUCACAAAUGGGAUAUGGAAAGACCUUAGCCAUCUAUCCUCUGGAAGUUCUGGCAACCAGGUAACUGGAAACAGGCGAUUUGGACGAGUAACGCCACCUCUGUAUGGAAAAUCAAAAGGAAAAUCACUCCGCGGAAGCAAUAUUGGCCAAACCCCUCCACAAUCGUCAUUUUGUGAGCAUCCCUGGCAGACAGCUGCCCGAGAGAGCGACAGGAAGGCAUCGACAGUAACUGUGGAUGGGGCGGUCAUCAACCUGACUGCUGAGGAUGAUGCGGGACUAGUUGAGGAGGUUGGACCAAAGAAAGUGCCUUGUCCUGUGUGUAACCUCCAGAUAGAGGAGAGAAAGAUCAACUCUCAUCUGGAUACAUGUCUCACGUUCAACUGUGAUGCAUUAUUUUCUUGAAAUUCAUUCAACCGUCAAAGUGUAUUUUGAUUGUACCUUGAUAGAUGUACCUUAGAUUAUGACCUUUUACCCUCACUUGUUCCCUUUUCUACCGAUCAUCAUUAUGAAAUAUCAGACUAAAUGUUUUUGAAUCAGGUUUUCGUAUCUCAAUCCUAAAUGCAUAAACACUGUAUGAGCAAAUGCAAAUGCCAUGGACUGAUAUCUGCUGUCAUUUCAAAUCUUCACUAAAGUUUUUACAGAAUCAGAAAUGUAUAUAGAUAUUCAAAGAAUUGAUUGUAUCUGAAUACUCUGAGUAGAUAAUUCACACUAAAAAGAAUUAAUAAUAUGAUGCUGUACUCGGCAAUUCUAAUCUAAAAAAACCUAAUAAUUGUUAAUUUUUAGCAAAAUUUUACACAACCAUUGUAGAAGAAUAUAGUUAAAGCUAAAUGAUAGUAGUUGCAGUAAAACACUAAUUUCAUGAGAAAGUCUGUAAAACCAAGGUUAAGUAUGACUACAUGUAUAUCAUUGUGGAUGUAGAUCUGGUGCAUUUACGUAAACUGAACUUUGUGAAAUCAUAAAAUCUAAGCUGAAAUACGAUCACACUGAAGAUCGCCAACACAGAUAGGCACAC
Lytechinus variegatus (green sea urchin) is the source of this 2908-nucleotide messenger RNA. RefSeq names its product DNA-dependent metalloprotease SPRTN-like (gene sprtn). Gene Ontology annotation, biological process: DNA repair. Gene Ontology annotation, molecular function: metalloendopeptidase activity; polyubiquitin modification-dependent protein binding; single-stranded DNA binding. Gene Ontology annotation, cellular component: nucleus. The record is from RefSeq and is a predicted model, not a curated record. The transcript is spliced from 8 exons. The coding region runs from base 133 to 2298 and encodes 721 amino acids. NCBI's taxonomy places the organism in Eukaryota, Metazoa, Echinodermata, Echinoidea, Temnopleuroida, Toxopneustidae.